AUGGCACCCACAUCAAUGCCAACAUGGAGGAGACUUCCCAUCGCAGAUACCAACGAAGUCCUUAGUUCCCUGCUUUUUUUCACAUUCGAAAGGGAUGAAGGUGGAAUCGACUUGUCAGUCACAGAUCUGGUCCAUAUCUGGCGUGCCGUCAAAACAUCAAAGCAAGAGUUGAAAGAAGAGGCCAUCAAGACACGAUGCAGCAUUGACCCAACCGAGGACGAGGAGCAAUACGAAGUACUUCUCAACAAGCUCGAGGAAUCCAUCUCCGGCUCCCACGGGUCACAAGUUAGACUUCUCAGACAUACCGAGCAUUCCAUCCCCGAGCGCUUCGAGAUAGAGACCUCGAUCCCGCUCCCCACUCCCCUCGGCACGCUGCAAUGGAGCUUCCGGAUGGUUCGCCAAGCACCGUCUGCCCUGACGCGGGAGCUGGUGGUGCCCGCGCUGCGGGUCAUCGACGCCAGCAGGAGACGCGAAGAGGACCUCCGCCGGAAGAUCAAGGACAAGGAUCACGUUAUCGCGAAGCUGAUGGAUAAGAUUGAAGGUUCGGGCAUGGAUCUCGCGAUGGUGUUUCCCGGCUUUGCGGGCGCGAGGAAGGCGCUUAGUGCGAGGCAGGCGGCUCAGCUUGUUCCCGGGGUCAAGGCUUUUCGAGUGGAGGAGUGGGGUGCGGAUCUGAAGGACGGGGAUGAUGGGGGGUUAAGGGAGAUUGUGGAUGCGUUGAAGGAUGAGGGGACGGGGAAGGUGGUGUGGAGGCCACCGAGGGCGGCUGGCGAGGGAGUGCAUGACGACCUGCCUGAGCGAGGAUGGAGGCAUACUUCGGUUACAGAGCCGAAGAGAAACCAACAAACAUCUAUCGACCAGCCACCCUUUCACAAUAACGAUCCUGACUCGUCGGAAUCCUCUUCUGGUGGGAACAUCAGAAAACUCGGCCACCGCCUGAGCUCCUCUGAUUCCUCAUCAGCUCCUGUCCGAAGCAGAAACACCAAUCCAAAGCCGCGAUCAGCAAAGCUAGGAACCUUAGGAGGGACGAAGAGCAAGCCCUUGUAUGCCACCAAGCAAGAUUCGCCCUCUCCAUUCCCGGAACCACCUGCAAAAGCUCCAAGGAAGUCGCCGUCCACAUCAACAGACACCGCCACAGAAUCAGAAUCAGAAUCAGCAGUAGCAGCAGUCCACAGCGUCGCUGAUCGCAGCACAGCAACUCCCAAGAAGAACCCAGCCGUGAAGAUGGGCAUCAUCGGGGGCAGGAGACCCCCAACAAGCAGCAAAGAGCCGCAGAUGCCAACCCAAUCCGCCGAGCCACCCGCUCCGACAAAACAACGCACGCCUGCCAGACCCCGCCCGAAACUCGGCGCCAUCGGAGGCAAGAAGAGCAGGACGGCCAGCCUCUCUCCCGCCGCUUCUCUCAGCCCCACCGUCUCGCCAGGCCACUCUGCUCCUCCUCCACCCGCAGUUGACGCGAAGCAACGCGCCACAGGUUCUUCUGGUGCGCGGAGGCGUUCCAGCACUCCGCCCAAGAUGGAGGAGCAGCCGAUGACGGAGGCGGAGAGAGCGGAUCAGAAGCGGUUGGAGCUCAAGAGACAGCUUGACCAGCGGGGAGGCGCGGGGAGGAAGAAGAGGAGAUUCUGA
This is a messenger RNA of Endocarpon pusillum Z07020, 1623 nucleotides long. RefSeq lists its product as uncharacterized. Bases 1 to 1623 code for a protein of 540 amino acids. The transcript is spliced from 2 exons. Gene Ontology annotation, cellular component: nucleus; DNA ligase IV complex. Lineage: Eukaryota; Fungi; Ascomycota; Eurotiomycetes; Verrucariales; Verrucariaceae. Gene Ontology annotation, biological process: double-strand break repair via nonhomologous end joining. The record is from RefSeq and is a predicted model, not a curated record. Gene Ontology annotation, molecular function: DNA end binding.